Messenger RNA from Daldinia caldariorum, 3305 nucleotides. RefSeq names its product phosphoenolpyruvate carboxykinase-domain-containing protein. The coding region runs from base 730 to 2784 and encodes 684 amino acids. Lineage: Eukaryota; Fungi; Ascomycota; Sordariomycetes; Xylariales; Hypoxylaceae. The record is from RefSeq and is a predicted model, not a curated record. Gene Ontology annotation, molecular function: phosphoenolpyruvate carboxykinase (ATP) activity; ATP binding. Gene Ontology annotation, cellular component: cytosol. The transcript has 9 exons. Gene Ontology annotation, biological process: gluconeogenesis.
GCGUACUACCUCCUAGUACCCCGCUACCCUUUGCCGAUUUCUCCAACUUCCAUUUCUCCCCCUCCCCCCUGAUUCAACUUUUUGUUUCCUCUCGUGCAUAUGUUUUACAAGUCUGCAAGUAACAAUAAUAUGGACAAGAUAAUUUUCUGGAAUGAUCGGUUGAGUCUCAGUUUACUCGGGACAAAUAGGUAAAUACACCAAUGCUAGUGUAUCGUUUUAUGUAGAUCUUGAUGCACAAGCGACGAAAAUGAUGGGUAAACUCGAAGCCGACAGGCUAUAAUCCUUGUCGGGAUUCUGAUAGGUGCAAUAGCUUGCAGGAAGGUUGCAGGAACAUUACAGGACAUUACAAGGAUCAGGGAGAGGCUGAGGGAAAAAACGGAAUAGGCAUAUGCGACCACUACCUAGGUACAGACCCAACUACAACCGCAAACUCUCGCCUCCUAACCUCCUAUCAUCCUAACAUCCUAACCUUGGUACCUACCUAACCUAAGGUAGCCGAUCCGCCUACGGUUUAGUUCAGUUCGAGUUCAAGAUCUUUGACGGCUUGACCCUUUCAUCCCCCUGCCUACCUAGACCUAGGUAGUGAACACGCGCUACGCCAACUCCACCCCACAAGAUCCAUGCUAGGGUUACCGAGACAAGGAACAAAGAGCAGUCCGGUUCAGCUCGCUUUCCCGAUGAUGCAGGGUGGACCGCUCCGGUUUGAAUUCGUGCCUCAGUGCCUAAUCAAUGACAACGAAACUGCUGGCCAGUGGAAUGUCUCGCUUACACUUCGCCAUCUCCACAUCUUCCUUCUCUCCUAUAUAUCCUCGGGUCCGUGCCAUGACUAGUAGACCGAAAAGUUACCUUCAGUCUACAAGCAUUGCCGGCCUCUCGCCCACUACCCCAUUUAAUCAAAUUGGAUAUCGAUAUUCCCCGUUUGUUCUCGGUUACAAGGGACUCAACUACUAUCAUUGUCUCCUAUCCCGAAAUUCGUCCAGUUUAAGAACCAUGAACGACCCAGUUGUCAGAACCGCUUCUCCUUACACCGAUCCAGCAGUAAAGGGUCCUAAAUCUCAGCAGCUCACUCAUGGUCAUAGCCAUUCUCUUCUUCAGCACAACAAGAUGAUUCCCAACAACAAAGUCAACAAGACUGCCCUUCACCCUAGUGGUGUUGAACCCCACCAUGAAAGGGAGCACACGGAACUAGAGGAGGAGCUGCACGAGAAGGCACACAUCGACUACGAUAGAGUUGCCAUUAUUCCUAACCCUUCUGUUGCUGCCCUCUAUGAAGAUGCGCUUGUUUAUGAGAUGGGCUCCGCUAUUGCGUCUAGCGGCGCGUUAACGGCCUACUCUGGCGCAAAGACCGGUCGGUCACCUUCGGAUAAGAGAAUUGUAAAAGAGCCGUCGUCAGAAAAUGAUAUUUGGUGGGGACCUGUUAAUAAGCCAAUGGGCCCUGAGGUUUGGAAAAUUAACCGCGAGCGUGCUGUUGACUACCUGAACACGCGAACGCGAAUUUAUGUCGUCGACGGCUACGCUGGUUGGGAUGAGAAGUAUCGAAUCCGAGUUCGGGUCAUCUGUGCUCGUGCCUACCAUGCUCUGUUUAUGCGCAACAUGCUCAUCCGCCCUUCGCGGGAGGAGCUAGAGCACUUCCACCCCGACUACACGAUUUACAACGCGGGAAGUUUCCCGGCUAAUAGAUAUACCGAAGGGAUGACCUCGGGAACUUCAGUGGCCAUUAACUUUGCCGAGAAGGAGAUGGUCAUCCUCGGUACGGAGUAUGCCGGUGAGAUGAAGAAGGGUAUCUUCACCGUCUUGUUCUACGAAAUGCCCAUCAAGCACAAUGUGCUUACCCUUCAUUCAUCCGCAAAUGAAGGCAAGAAUGGCGAUGUCACGCUUUUCUUCGGUCUUUCUGGAACCGGCAAGACUACCUUGUCUGCCGAUCCUAACCGAGCUUUAAUCGGUGACGACGAGCACUGCUGGAGUGAGCGCGGCGUUUUCAACAUCGAGGGUGGUUGCUACGCGAAGUGUAUCGGUCUCUCGGCCGAAAAGGAGCCUGAUAUUUUCAACGCCAUCCGAUUCGGCUCCGUCCUCGAGAAUGUUGUUUUUGACCAGGUGACCAGAGAGGUUGACUUUGACGACGCUACCCUCACCGAAAACACGAGAUGUGCCUAUCCCAUCGAGUACAUCAACAACGCCAAGAUUCCCUGCCUGUCGGAAAACCACCCCAGCAAUAUUGUUCUGUUAACCUGCGACGCUCGUGGCGUACUGCCGCCGAUAUCGAAGCUCAACAGCGCGCAGACUAUGUUCCACUUCAUCUCCGGUUAUACCUCCAAGAUGGCUGGUACUGAGGAUGGCGUAACAGAACCCCAAGCUACUUUCUCAUCAUGCUUUGCUCAGCCCUUCCUCGCUCUGCAUCCUAUGAGGUACGCGAAGAUGCUAGCAGACAAGAUAGAAAAGCACUCCGCAAACGCCUGGCUUCUGAACACCGGCUGGGUUGGUGCCGGGUACGUGCACGGUGGUAAGCGAUGCCCACUCAAGUACACUCGUGCAAUCCUAGACGCCAUUCACUCCGGCGAACUGGCCAAGGUUGAGUACGAGACAUACGACGUCUUCAACCUCCAGGUACCCAAGACAUGCCCCGGAGUUCCUUCCGAACUACUCAAUCCCAAAACUGCCUGGACUGCAGGAAUCGACAGCUUCAACGACGAAGUUAAGAAGCUCGGUGCAUUGUUCAUCGCGAACUUCAAGAAGUACGAUUCAGAAGCUACAGAUGACGUUAAGGCGGCUGGACCAACUAUUUAAAAGCAAGGCGCAUCGCGGCAUCUCCUUUUCUUUUUUUCUUUUGGCAACUUUUUUUUUUAUUCAUCAGCUUGGAGUUGAGCAUCUGGCAUGAUUUCUUCUUUUCAAGGGAAUGACGAAUCCGCGGGAUGAAUAAACACGGUUUGUCUGCACAAAUAUAUCGGAUGCGAAAGCCGAGACGAUACGCGAAACCAGACGAAAAAAGGGCUGGCUGUAUAAAGUGAGCGCGAGGAUACCGAGUAAUUGCACGCGGCAUAAAAGCGCGUUGUGGUGCACGAUUCAUUAUUGAGGAGUUCAAUUAACUACCUCCUAGAUAUUUAUUUUCUUCUUAUAAAAGAAUUAGGAUACAGGAAUUUAAAGGAAUUAUAUCUACAUUAUUUGAUUUUAUAAGUGAACUUGUAAUAAUUGGUUAAUGGCUUAGAGUUUUUUAUAGUUAGGUACCUUAAGAGGUAAGUACCUAUAUAUACAUCAAUGGUCUUAAAGGUGAGGUGAAUGACCAAUAUUUUGGGUUUGGUUGAAGAGUU